This is a messenger RNA of Papaver somniferum (opium poppy), 2029 nucleotides long. RefSeq names its product probable alpha-amylase 2. The record is from RefSeq and is a predicted model, not a curated record. The transcript has 13 exons. Gene Ontology annotation, molecular function: alpha-amylase activity; calcium ion binding. Gene Ontology annotation, biological process: carbohydrate metabolic process. Bases 575 to 1810 code for a protein of 411 amino acids. Lineage: Eukaryota; Viridiplantae; Streptophyta; Magnoliopsida; Ranunculales; Papaveraceae.
GUGGUCACUGAUAUAGCGAUGUGAUUCCGGGACAAUGAAUCUCCUUUUAGUCAUUCAACCGGUCGUACCACAAAUCCUUUUCUCCAUUGGUAAAGUGAAAUGAGACGGAAAAAAAAAGAAGAAGAAGAAGAUGGUUUAAACUUUAAAACCUUUCUGGGAUUUGAUUUACAACCGCGUAAAUGUAUCAAGAAAGCAAGAAGGAAAAAAUAGCACGUAAAAUGUAAGCAAAAGAAAAGACAAUCAUUCAAAAUAAAAAGAUAGAAAUCUUUUCGAUAUUUUCAUUUUUAAAAUGAAGAGACAGUAUUGAAAAGAGAAAGAAUCGAAUUCGAAAUUUAUAUCGCUAUCUGAUGUAUGGGAGAGUAUGUAAUUGAUUCGAUUUCAUGGUCACUGACGAAUUUUUCAGCUUUUAUUUACAUAUAAAAAGGCCUAUGGAGGAGGAGAAGAAAACCAUCAUUCCACCGCUCAUCCUGCCAGCUUCCUACCGAAAUCAUACCAACUAGGAAAACUUAUUUGUGGAAACGCCUCCCUGUCUAACUAAGCUACUGUAUUCGUACAACCGCCCUGUCGAUUCGAUAUGGGUUACGUGAAUCAUGAUCUUGAUGACCAGAACUCAAACCAAGGAUUAGUGCUACAGAAUGGAAAAGAAAUCCUAUUCCAGGCUUUCAACUGGGAGUCACAUAAACAUAAUUGGUGGAGAACACUAGAAAGAAAAGUCCCUGAUAUUGCAAAGUCGGGGUUCACGACAGCAUGGUUGCCACCAGCAACCAAUUCCUUCGCACCAGAAGGUUACCUACCUCAGGACCUUUAUUCUCUCAACUCCGCAUAUGGUUCUGAGCAUAUGUUAAAAGCUUUACUGUAUAAAAUGAAGCAGCAUAGAGUUAGACCAAUGGCUGACAUAGUUAUUAACCAUCGUAUUGGAACUACCCAAGGGCAUGGAGGAAGAUAUAACCGCUAUGAUGGGAUUUCAUUAUCAUGGGAUGAACGCGCUGUUACAUCUUGUACUGGUGGAUUGGGAAACCGAAGCACUGGAGACAACUUUAACGGGGUUCCAAACAUAGAUCAUACACAAACUUUUGUUCGGAAAGACAUCAUCAAGUGGCUACAGUGGCUCCGAUAUGAUGUUGGUUUCCAGGAUUUCCGUUUUGACUUUGCAAGAGGGUACGCACCAAAAUUUGCAAAAGAGUAUAUUCAGGAGGCUAAACCAAUAUUUUCCGUUGGAGAAUACUGGGACUCCUGUAGCUACAGUGGAUGCGGCUUGGAGUACAAUCAAGAUAGUCAUAGGCAGCGGAUUAUCAAUUGGAUUGACAACACAGGAGGGCUUUCCACUGCAUUCGAUUUCACAACAAAGGGAAUUCUUCAGGAAGCUGUUAGGGGAGAAUUGUGGCGUUUACGUGAUGCUCAAGGAAAACCACCAGGGGUGAUGGGGUGGUGGGCUUCUAGGGCAGUCACGUUCCUUGAUAAUCAUGAUACAGGUUCCACACAGGCUCACUGGCCUUUCCCCUCUAGUCAUGUUAUGGAGGGUUAUGCUUAUCUACUCACACAUCCAGGAAUACCAUCCGUGUUCUAUGACCACUUUUGUGAUUGGGGAGAAUCUAUUCAUGAUGAAAUUGUGAAGCUGAUGAGCAUUCGAAAAAGUAAAGGAAUUCAUAGUCGAUCAUCAAUAAAGAUUGCUGAGGCCCAGCCAAAUCUCUACUCAGCAUUCAUCGGGGAAAAAGUGUGCAUGAAGAUUGGAGACGGGACCUGGUGCCCAGCUGGGAAAGAAUGGACUCUAGCAACUUGUGGUCACGGAUAUGCAGUCUGGCAGAAGUAAAAACUCCAUUUCCAUGGUAACUAAUGUAUUUAUGAAUAAGACGGACACACAAUCUUUUGUUUUAGAGAUUGUUGAUGUAUUACUAGAGUAUACGUAUGCGGCAUUUUAUCACUUACAUGCAACAGCUUCGGCAUUUUAUCACUCACAUGCAACAGCUUUACGUUCUUUAUAAUAGGUUAUCAUAUGGACUCAUUAGUUAGUCCUCUUGAUGAUCAAUCA